AUGGCUGUUCCUGCUCUGAAGAUGGACCAACAGGUCGACGACGACAGGGAUUUCUUCCCCACUGCUGUAUCGGAUAAAGUGCUCGUGGAGGCGCGGCGUAAACAGGCCAUCUGCCGCCUCUUUGGGUCCAGCAGCAUCUUCCUAUCAUCUGAAUGCCGGAGAGGGGACCGGUCUGAUCUCAUUAACGUUAUAACAAACAAAGCCAUCGAACAGUGAGUUUGACAUGGCAACAGGUUGAUGCAGCUUCUUUGACAAUGUAUUACUUUGAUCACACAUGUCUAUAGGAUCUCUGAAGAUGAGUUGCCAUAGGCCUCCUGUAGCUCGGUUGGUAGAACAUGGCGCUUGCAACGCCAGGGUUGUGGGUUCGUUUCUCACGGGGGGCCAGUAUGAAAAAUGUAUGCACUCACUAACUGUAAGUCGCUCUGGAUAAGAGCGUCUGCUAAAUGACGUAAAUGUAAAAUGGUCACUCUCACCUAGAUUUAUCAAUUUGCAGCUAUGAGAAUGGAGAAGAGGCAAUGGCAGAGUCCCAAUUUUCAAAGGCUGUGACAUGCUUCGCCAAAGCCAUCAAUCUUCAGCCGAAACAGGUACAGAACCACAUAAAUUGACAUCAGUACCAAAUCAUUCUGAAAAUCUUCAGUAACUGCUGUUGGAAGUAGAACAGACGGGAGUGAGAUUGAUUAUUUGUCUGAAAUAAUUGUCUUAAGUUGUCAUAUGUGUCCUGACUUCCAGACCCAGCUCUAUGUGAGCCAGGCGGAGGCCUAUUUACAGUUAUGUGACUUCCAGUCUGCAGCUGUCAGCUACAGACAUGCCUGCCUCCUGGAGCCUCAGGCUAAGACCUUACACACACGCCUGGCAUUCAUCUAUUACCUACAGGUGAGAGUGGGAAGGGAGGCUGUCCCCCAAAGCGGCCUGCUGUGUGAUCUUCUUAGAAUAGUCUCAGAUUCAGACAGGAUGAUCAUUCCUACACAGUCAAGCAAGCAUCCAGCACUAAUGAAAUACCUCUUGCUUUCACUUGAAAACAGUUUGUAAUAUAUCAAAUAUUGUCCGCUCCACAGGGCCAAUGUUUGUAUGAUAAGGGCAUGUUCCUGGAUGCUCUGGAGUCGUUUGCCAAGGCUGCUGAGCUAAAGCCUAGCUGCAGGUCAUAUCACAUGAGGAGGUCAGUGUGAAAUACGAGGUAUUCACAUGGAGAGCUAUGUGCAUAAAAAUGAAUAGACGUGUUACUGUUUCCACUAUUUACAAACACUUUCUUUGGCUGUAUCCAUAUGUUAUCUGCCUAACGCCUCGUGCAUACCGGUUACGUCAAACUGUAUCCAUUCCGGCAGAUGUCCAUUCAUUUCAUUGGGAGGCAAUCUGCACCGCUGCGACUCAUCUGCGGGACUAGGUUGCGGUGCAUGGCACUGCGUGCAGUGUGUCGCAUGUGUUGGAUUUUUAAAACCUGCUUUGCCGUGCGGUACCAUUAGUAAACCACAGAAGAAGUUGCUAAUGUGUGGUGUGAUUCGUUUAGUUGUGAUGCGGCACAUGGAUUGUGAAGUCUACGUAAAAUGUACCGUACGGCAAUAACCUGUGUGGACGCGGCGUAAGGAGGUCAUGUGCGAUCCUUUAACCUCAGCCGUCUCUACAGACAGACAGACUCCUUUUACAGCCAGGCGAUGGUGCUAUUCACCUAAGAUUUAAAGUGUGAACUACUGAAGUGUCCCCCUUUGUUGCUGUUGUAGCCUGGCAUGUCUGACGGCCCUGGGCCGCUAUACUGACUGUCUGAGGCUGGUCAGCAACUGGCUGGAGGCAGACUCUCAGACCGCAGAUCUGUUCACCCUCAGAGCACGGCUCCACAAACAGCUCAACCAGGUCAGCAGUACACUCUCACACUCCGUUACCUCUGUGUUAACACUGGGCAAUAUCUGACAAUACCAUGCUAGAAAUAACAAAGGUGUGGCGAUUUGUAGUUGUAACCCUAGGGACAAAUAGCUUAUGAACUUGCUCAACACGUGUGACGUCAUUGCCACUUUUAUCUGCUCUGACAUCGCCUUCUAGUGCCUAUCUAUAUAAAUGAUCAAAAGUCUCAUUUACAUGCAUUCUAAUGUAAUAACAGCACCAUUCUCUAUACAGGUAAAAAUGUGCUACCAUGAUCUGAGGUCAGCUUUGGCCCUCAGUCCGUCGUGCCCAGAGGCAGGUGCCCUGCUGGACCAGCUAGAGGAGGCCAGUGAGAGGGCCAGGCAGCAGGCAGUCAGCAGGGCCCUGGCAGGGGAGCUCACAGAGGCCCUGACCAAGAUCAACAUGGCCCUGGAGCAUUGCCCUGAGACUGGGCAGCACUACCUCUUCAGGUAUUGAUGGCAGAGUAUUUUAUCAGGUUCUGAUACAGCAAGCAAGGGUGUUGAUUAGGCCUGUGGUUUAUCUGAUACAUGCCUGACCCCAUUUUACCAGACCAUUCUCCGCUACCACUGAAGAGAUAUACAUCUACAUGUACUUGUUAGGAUAAUUUUCUCUACCAAUCUAUAGUAAAUGAGGAUACAUACUGUCUAUUAUACACUAAAAUGUAGUAUUUUGCACUAUAGGGGUAUUCUGUACCGCAGGCUGAAAGACUUUACUGCUGCCAUUGAGGACUUGGUCCUGGCUGUGGAGCUGAGUGAGGCUGGAGACGAGGGAGACCAGGGGUCGGAGCUGAGCGGACACACCCAGGAAGACUGGAGGGCCGUGCAGGAGGAGGCCCAGGUCCAGCUGGUGCUCACCUACAACGACUUUGCCGUGCAGUGCUUCUCCCGUAGCUUCUACAAAGAGGCAGUCAUGCUGCUCAACAAGGCCAUCGAGGAGCAGAAGGAGGAGAGUGGCCUCUAUAUCAACAGAGGAGGUGAUAGGAGGGGAGGGGAGAGGAGGGGAGGGGAAAGGAGUGGAGGGGAGAUGAGGGGAAGAUGAGGGAAGUGAGGUAUGUCUGAGGGGGUGGGAGGAAGUGGAGGCGAAGGAGGUGAGUUUGGCUAAGGUGAAAUUAGGUGAGGAAGGUUGUGGGCUCCCUCUUGAAAAAAGUGCAAUUGAAGUCUGGCCCUGUGAAAUAACAAUAUUGUGUGAAUAUAGACGGUGGGCAGGAGUCUCUGAGAUCAAAAGAGAAUGUGUUUAAAGUGACUGGUGAUGUGAUUUCAUAUCUCAUACACCUUGAAUACAUUCAUGCAUAAAGUCAGUACCUAUGUCCAUGGCCGUGGGAAGAUAUUUAGGGUGGGGGUGCUGAGAAUGUUUUUCUCCCCACGCUGCUGACGACAAUUUUUGUCCACUCAUACAGGAGUAAUAAAGGGCCAGUACACAAAUUUUGUGGAUUUUUUUUCUUUUUUUCAGAUUUAUCAGCACCCCUACUUCCCGCGGCUAUUCCUACAUCCAUUACAUCCAGUUUUAGGAAUGAGUGCAUCUGAGUAGACAGUAGACAUCACCUCUGAUAUUAUAAAGGUUGUUGUGGUUUGUGCAGACUGUUUCUUCAAGCAGGACGAGUGGGAGUUUGCCCUGGCUGACUACCAGCAGGCGGAGGAGAUUACUCCUGAUGACCAGUUCAUCUGGAUCCGCCUCGCUGUCAUCCACAACACCCUGGGAACAAACUGCUACCAGGACCGGUGAGUCUCAUCCACAACACCCUGGGAACAAACUGCUACCAGGACCGGUGAGUCUCAGUCUGUCAUCCACAGCACUGUUUCUUGUCUUCACCACAGGAAGUACCAGGAGGCAGCUGACAAGUUCUCUGAGGCCAUCAAUUACAACCCUGGCGUUAGCCGGUACUAUGAGAACCGAGCCAAAGCCCACAGUAAACUGCCCAACGUGGAGGGGGCCAAGCAGGAUGCCAUCAGUACCCUCGUCCUGGACCCCACUAAUGAUCAGGCAAGACCCUCAACGCCUAUAUGUCUCAUCCACUCUAUCCAUAAAACUAACCUCGGUCUGUACAAAAACUAUGGACCAGAUUUUCUGAGCUUUUAUGGCUAGGGCUUAAUGUGACUUUGUCAGGAAUACCAAAGGGCCUGAGUUAUGCAAGUACAAAGCUCUCACCACUUGUUUCCUAUGCAGAUUGGGGGGAAAACCAAACAUGUUUUUUUAUAAAUACAUGAACGCUUGAUUCUUUCUUUUAACCCACGUUUCAUUUUAUGUAAUAAAUGUUUCAUAAAGUGGUGCGGAACUCCCACGGUGCAGAACUGACUGCUGUAGUAAAUCUGUCCCUCUGUCUGUCUGUCUGUGUGUGUGUGUAGGUGGUCCCUCUGCUGCUGAGUCUGUUCCCAGGCUGCUCCGUGUCAGAGGUUCUGUCCAGUGAAACGGCCAGGACGGUCAAAGCCCAGCUGAUGGACAGCAUCCAGGCCUGCAAACAAUCUGCAUCCUCUGUGCUAAGGUUAGGCUAGCACUGUGUGUCUGCAACCCCUCCCUGUUACUGCUAAAACUGGUCAGACCUGAGUCAGAAAGAUAUAUGUCAAAUAUUUAAUCUUCACUUGGUUUAGUGUGCCAGGUACAAUAGAACCAGUGGAAUAGUUCCCAAAGUGCAGAAUCCAAGCUAAAUUAAGCACACCUCAAGUACUUUAAUGUUUUUGACAUAUUUGGUUUAAAGGGCAGUUGCACAGGUCCAGAUGAAGCCUUCUCAUGGACUACAAAGAAGCUUGUUCAAUGGAGAGUCUCAAUUGGAAGUGCUUUGUAGUCCUUUCAUAGGCUAAAUAUGGGUGUGUUCACCAGUCCCAAAGUGUACAAACUAACUGUGGUGGAAGCUAAUUACAGAUUUCCAUAACCUGUUUCCCCAGAAUGUGCAGUGGGCUUGACAAGAUAACCCUGUCACAUGAUGCAGACAGCCAGUCUGACUGCCAAUCCUCAGAGGACCAGUUUGACCAGGGGGCGGAGCCUCCUAAAGCCUGUGUGGCCCCGCAGGACGUGUACCAGCAGAUUGUCAGCAUCAGCCAGCAGGUACGAGACCAGGAAGACAUCCAGACACUGGGACAGACAAACUAAUCUACCCUCAUCUAAUGAGACCACUCAAUAAAGCCCUUCAAACUCUCUUUUCCACACCUCUUAUUCACCAAAUCAUAUAAAACACUCAGCUCAUGCUUUCCACUCACAUUCACCAUUGAUCAGUAUUUAUUUUAGUUGGAUCUUCCACCCGUUGAGAGCAUCUCUCAUACUGAUCAAAGGUGCACUUCCUGUGUUGGCUGUGCCAGGUGAAGCGAGCAGUGCGAUUGGCCCUCGAAUGGCGGCAGCCUCUGCAGUAUGACGGGCCCCAUCUGGCCCCCGCCCGCACAGUGGAACAGGAGCAGUCUGCACUGGGCUCUAAGAACAGACCGUACCACUGGAGGAAGUUUGGGGGGUUUGGAGUGAAUUCCAAAUGAGCAGCAACACUAUGGCGUUUACUACUGUUAGGUUGACAUGGUGGAACUGUUGGUCCACUGUUGCUCUUCAGCACUCUGGGCUUGAGUGUGGCCAUUGUAAUGUAGAGGUUGUCAUGGUACCAUAUUGUUCGUAAUCCAACAGGUGUCAGUAGAGGCACAGUUUUCCUUAUUUCCACCUCACCUGUUUGGAUUUAAUUGAUCCAUUAAUCUAGAUUGUCAGGGCACAACGAUUUUGAUAUGGGAUUUUUGUUGUAUUGUUUAUGUCCAUAGAUAUGAUGAACAGGCAUAUGGAGACGUGAAGGGCGUGUGACAAAAGGAAUAGGUGGGCCAGUUAGAUGAAGGCAGUUCAAUGAUAUGACAGAUAGAAAGGAUGGAGAUACUGUACUGUAGCUCUAUUGUGUCGGUUCUAAAAGCUUGAGAAUAUAGUUGAAUGGUAAUGCCAUUGUCUGAUGGGCAAUUUUUUAAACAGUAUACAGUAAAUCUUUAUUUUUAACAGAUUGUUUAGUGUUGGAAAUUUGUCUGAAAAGGAUGUUUUGCCAAAUUAAAAAAUA
Coregonus sp. 'balchen' is the source of this 5881-nucleotide messenger RNA. NCBI's taxonomy places the organism in Eukaryota, Metazoa, Chordata, Actinopteri, Salmoniformes, Salmonidae. The record is from the annotation of a GenBank genome assembly.